This is a messenger RNA of Meyerozyma guilliermondii ATCC 6260, 3213 nucleotides long. RefSeq lists its product as uncharacterized. The coding region runs from base 1 to 3213 and encodes 1070 amino acids. Gene Ontology annotation, molecular function: ubiquitin binding. The record is from RefSeq and is a predicted model, not a curated record. Gene Ontology annotation, biological process: protein deubiquitination; double-strand break repair via homologous recombination. NCBI's taxonomy places the organism in Eukaryota, Fungi, Ascomycota, Pichiomycetes, Serinales, Debaryomycetaceae. The transcript has a single exon.
AUGUCCAAAACACGCCGUGGAAUAUCCUACGUUUUGGGUGAGUCCAACGACGACGAAAACCAUAUUUUACCCAUAAACUCCAUACAAUACUCUUCGUUUUCCGACAAAUUUUAUACCGGAGGUCGUGACGGUACGGUCAAGGAAUGGUCCACCAACGAGUCUCACGAACCAAAAGAAGACUCUCCUCAGUUUUUUUUCUCAGACACUUUCAAAGAUGGCCCUGGGCACGAUUCAGAGCUCGACCAAGACUUGAGCGAGAGAAUACUCAAACUUGAAACCUCCAUAUCUGCAAACCCAUUAUCCUACAACUCUCAAGUCCACCACAAUUUCAAAAUAACUCAUAGUCAUAAUAUCCAUUUUGACUGGAUUAACGACUUGAUAUUGAUCAACCAAGACCGAAAACUUGUCUCGUGCUCGUCAGACUUGUCCCUAAAACUACUUCAUUUGGAUAGACUGAAUGAAGUCACAAAGUUCGCCAAUAUUCACACAGACUAUGUCAAGAAAUUAGCCUAUAUGAGAGGCUCUAACAUGUUGCUAAGUGGUGGAUACGACGGGAAAAUAGCAUUGUGGGACAUGAACUCUUUGGCUCCUGUUCUGCAAAUCAGCACCGUGCAGUCUUCGGCUUCUAUGCCCAGCUCGAUAUACUCUUUGGCUAGCAGCUCUGCAAAUACUUUUUGCAGUGGAGGUCCUAGCAGUAUCGUCAAUUUGUACGAUACUCGUAUUCCCAACCAUAUGGUAAGACGACUUUUGGGUCACCAGGACAACGUGAGAUGCCUUCUUAUGAACGACAACCAGAUUCUCAGUGGCUCAUCGGAUUCUUCCAUAAAACUAUGGGAUUUGCGUAUGUUCAAAGUUUACAAGAAUUUUGAUAUUCAUGACGAAUCCGUAUGGGCAAUGAGCACUGCAGAAUCUUCUUCUCCCGGCUCAUACAACUCGACUGAAUCGUCCAACUUUAAUGUCUUUUACAGUGCAGACCGAUCAGGUACGGUUUUGAAGACAGACUUGUCUUACUUGUCGCAAAAUCUAAGUGAAAAUGUUCUUCCUGAUCAGCAGACUUUCACCACCAACGAAAAUGCCGCCGUUGACGAAAAGGUUGGACUAACAGCUAUAGUUGCAAAAAUUGACUCACCCAUCUUGGCUUUAUGUGUUGAGACCGUUAAGCAAAAUGGAGAACGAUCAAAUUCUUCACUUCUUGUUUCAACAAACGGUUCUCUUGCCAGAUACUACGUUCCUGAAACCGAGCAACUAGCAAAGUACCAAUACGUGAGAACUUGUGUGGAUCUCAUAUAUAAUCGUCACGACGAUACCGCCGAGGAACUUGUGGCCGAUGAUCAAAAUGACCUCAAUUCCGACUUUUAUGAUCUUGUGAGCCACCUUUCGGUGGAGACCAACAAUCUCGAUAUUCAGUCUUCUCGAUCGGUCGCUAACCCUCGGUCCGUCAAUAAUGAAGCUGCUACAACAAAGCUAGAAAGUCCUGAUAUCCGCGAGUACAAUACCAUGUUUGUUGACCAAAGUGGAGGUCCUUGUACCGACUUUAUCAAUACAUACAACGAGGGACUUUUUAAGGAAAACAGCGUGGUGAAUUCGUCUGUGGAUACCACUCCGGUUGAAAUUCCGCUCAAUCCAGUUCCCGCCGAGCGUCUAACCAACAUUCCGUUCAAUAAAAAGCCAUUUGUCGAAUACCAAAUCACCCCAAAAUCCAUUGUUGCCAAGAGACUCUUCAAUAAUAAGAGACAAAUGAUUGUUCUUUACUUGAAUGGAGACAUCAAAAUAUGGGACCUUCUAGUUUGUCAGCCCAUUAAGACAUUUCCGUACGAGAAAGCUGGCACAUCAGGAAUGAGCAAAGAAGUUUAUGAGCAACGACAACAAGACAUGGACGAUAUUUUCGAAGAUCACGACUCCAUGGAUACAUUGAACAAUUGGUGCGAGGUGGAAAUCAAAUCGGGUAAGCUUUUGGUGACCCUCAAAGAAGGCAGUUUCCAUCAAACAGAGAUUUAUUAUGAUGAAUUGAUCCAGGCGUAUCCAUACCUUGCAUACAAGCAUCAUGAUAAUGACAAGUAUGAUGAUGAUCCCAAUCUCAAGGUGAGCAAUGACGAUAGAUUUCAAGUUUCACGAAUCAUCUUGAACUCAUUGUUCUAUAGCUAUGCAUUAUACGAAUGGGGGUUUGAUCAGAAAUUGAGAGAAGAACUCCGAAACCUCAGAAGAGCCUCUUUGACGCUGACAGAAGAACCUAGUCAAGCCAAUGGUUCAAGUACUUCCAAACGGAUAAAAAUGUUUCGUAAAAUAUCCUCAAAGACAUCUGUUAAUCGCCUGACGAUUCCGGAAUCCGCAAGUGGAACUACUUCGUCCUCAAACAGUAUUGACGAGAACAUUGAUGCCGACCCGGAAGUAGCCAAGUUUAUUGGAAUCAACGAAGAAACUGGCGAUAAAAAUGACAUUUUGAAAAACUUGUACAAUUACGAUACCUCGAUCAUGAAGCUCUUGCAGCUAAACAAGAAGAAAUACACCGAAAAGUAUCAGACUCAGGGAAAACAGAAACAGCUCGCAGAUUCAAUUUUGAAGAUUUAUUCUAAUGAUCCAAAACACUUGAGCAAUACCUAUAAAAGCGAUGCUAGCGAGAGCUACAAACCACGAAUAAAUCCCAAGAGAUUACCACCCAAUCUUUUGAUUAUCAUCUUUGAAUACUCACCGGAUCUCGGUAACCUUCGAGAUGUGCUUAGCUUCCAUUUUGAGGACCUACAAAGGUUGAAUUACGAACAGGACAACGAAAAACAACAAGCUUUUAUCCACGAUUUGAGGACACAAUUGCCGCGGUGGAUCGGUCACCCCAUAUUGUACGACAAGUUCCCGGCGGUGAACAGCUCCAAAGUGAGUUUCCAGUUGCUUGAAAUGGAUUACAGUAAGCUCGAACCUCACCAACUUAUUGGUGGAAAAUCACAGCGAAAAAUUAAAAAGCUCCCUAUAAUGGAGUCACUGAUCAAACUAACAGCCCAUGAAAUGCUCCGGGUAGGAAAAAUACUAACCUAUCUUACAGACAAGUUUGAAAGUCGCACCGCUGAGAUGAAAGACCAUCGAGAACCGUCCGAGUGGUUGGCACUAGAAUGUCGCGGAAAAGAGCUCCCGGUUGGCAUGACGCUUCAGACCAUCAAAGCCAAGGUGUGGAAGAGCUCCAGCGACGUUGAGCUUAUCUUUAGGCGUAAAUUCGAUACAUAG